This is a messenger RNA of Telopea speciosissima, 904 nucleotides long. RefSeq lists its product as uncharacterized. Bases 5 to 904 code for a protein of 299 amino acids. Gene Ontology annotation, molecular function: polysaccharide binding. Lineage: Eukaryota; Viridiplantae; Streptophyta; Magnoliopsida; Proteales; Proteaceae. The transcript has 2 exons. The record is from RefSeq and is a predicted model, not a curated record.
UAAUAUGAAGCUGAAACACCCUUCUUCUUCCAUUAGAUUCCUUGUCUACUUCAUCUCUCUCCUCUUCCUUCCCUCCUUAGUUUCAUCCCAAACCUGCAAGAAAUCAUGUGGAGACCAAAUCCUUAGAUACCCAUUUGGCAGCAGCCCUGGCUGCGGCGACCCACGUUUCCAAAACUACAUAACAUGCGACCCAAACCAACACCAACUCACCUUAACCACCCACACCGGCUGCUACUCCAUCGACACCAUCGACUACCAAAAUCAAAUUUUAUACGUCACUGACCCAACCAUGUCCACCUGCUCCUCUACUCAACCCAGUAAAGGCUUUGGCCAUGACUGGAACGCCCCCUUCACCUUCCACGACGACAACAUUGUUGCUCUCCUCGACUGCUCCACCACUUCAUCCCCUCUCUACAGCUCCAACGCCACUACUGUGGCUCUUUGUGAUAACCAAGGCGCAUCUGUGUGUAGUAUCCUCUGUUCCUGCCCUGAUAUUAGCUCCCUCAAUCUACCCAUUUUCACUUGUUGUGUUUACACUCCUACGGAUCUUGGCCCUGCAUUUGAAAUGGACCUGCAAAAGCUGCAAUGCACUUCAUACACAGCUAUUUAUAGCUUCAAUGGCCAGGAAUCCAAUCCUGAGAGAUGGAAGUAUGGGGUAGCCCUUAAGUACCGAUUUAAUGUUAAAAAUGAGUACCCAAGUGAUUGUAACAAUUGCGAGAAGAGUAAUGGUGUGUGUGGCUAUACUGGGGCAUAUAAUUCAUUCAUCUGUAGCUGCAUUAGUGGGAUUAAUACCACCACAGAUUGCUACUUCGCUGCAUCCUUGAGUGACGAUUUGAGACUAAUACCGCGGUUAAUGGGGACUUGGGUGAUCUUCUCUUUAUUUGCUAGCUGGGUUUUCUUGUGA